This is a messenger RNA of Penicillium lagena, 921 nucleotides long. RefSeq names its product gamma-glutamylcyclotransferase. Lineage: Eukaryota; Fungi; Ascomycota; Eurotiomycetes; Eurotiales; Aspergillaceae. Gene Ontology annotation, biological process: glutathione catabolic process. The record is from RefSeq and is a predicted model, not a curated record. Bases 1 to 921 code for a protein of 306 amino acids. Gene Ontology annotation, molecular function: gamma-glutamylcyclotransferase activity; glutathione specific gamma-glutamylcyclotransferase activity. The transcript has 6 exons. Gene Ontology annotation, cellular component: cytoplasm.
AUGACGCGUCUGAAAGGAAACACGCGGUCUCUCAUGUCGUCCAAAGUAGACAAUACCGCGAUCGAUUGGUGUUACAAAAUGACACAGCAGAGUACAAGUUUAAUGCAUCCGGAAGGCCGAACAUGGCGGAAUCAUUUCCCGAAAGGCGACCUCUGGGUCUUCGGUUACGGGAGUCUAAUCUGGAAGCCACCGCCACAUUACGACCAGCGUGUUCCGGGGUACAUUAACGGCUAUGUGCGACGAUUCUGGCAGGCUAGCACCGAUCAUCGCGGCACCCCCGAAGAGCCCGGGCGUGUAGUGACGGUCAUUGAACGGAGCUUCUGGGAGACAUUAGAUGACCCGCUAGCCCACUUGGAAUCAGAAUCCGCUUCCACAGGAAAAGUCUGGGGUGCGGCCUACCACAUCCCCGCCAGCCACGCUGAAGAAGUGCACGACUACCUAGACGAGCGCGAGAUCGACGGGUACAGCGCCCACUACACGCCCUUCCACGCCGUGUCAGGCGUGUCCACAGCAACAGCAUCCAAGAUCCCCGUUGUGGACGACAAGGCUGUGAACCAUGAUCCGAGCUUAUCGCCGAUCAUCUGCAUGGUCUACAUCGGACAACCGACGAAUCCGCAAUUCCUGCGUGACCCGGCUCGUCGCGAGCCGCAAAAUGUGGCGGCGGUGAUCAGUGCGGGACAUGGGCUGAGUGGCAAGAAUACGGAGUAUCUGUAUUUGCUGGAGAAGGCGCUUGAGGGGCUGGGGUUGGGCACUGCAGAUGUGCAUGUUACUGACCUUGUCAGGCGGGUUAAGGCUAUUGAGGCUGCGGGGAUGGCUGAGGAGGAAGAGAAGGAGGCCGAGAGGGAUGUGAAGAGGUAUUUGGAGACUGCAGCAAGGAGGACAGGGCAUGAGGGGGAGGAGGACCGGGGAAAGAUUGAGUAG